This is a messenger RNA of Adineta steineri, 324 nucleotides long. The record is from the annotation of a GenBank genome assembly. NCBI's taxonomy places the organism in Eukaryota, Metazoa, Rotifera, Eurotatoria, Adinetida, Adinetidae.
AUGUAUAUGAAGAAGCAUAUCUUAGGUAUUUCAUGGAAAGCACUUCGAUAUAUGAUCUCAGAAAUUCAAUAUGAUGGUAGAAUAACUGAUGAUCGUGAUCGUCGUUUAAUGAUUACCUAUGCAAAAAAAUGGUUUUCUGAUUUAUUACUUUCGUCGACUUUUAAAUUUUAUGAUAAUUAUUCAAUUCCAAAAGUAAAACGUCUUGAUGAAUAUAUUGAUUAUAUUGACAAACUUCCAUUGAUUGAUCCACCACAAAUAUUUGGUCUUCAUCCAAAUGCGAAUAUAACAUAUUCAACAAAUCGAGCAAAAUCUAUGCUUGAAAAA